UUCUCAAAGAUCUGCCAUUUGCGCAAAGCUCUGUGCGCUCACUCUCUCUAUCCAACGCCAUGACCGAGCCCACUGACCAAUCUCCCUCUCCAUCUUCCUCAUUGCCUCCGAAAGAUCCAAUUUCUCUGAUUCGUCCCCGCCGCGAGCCCUUCGAGCAUGGCCUCCUCCCGAUUCCCAAGCUCGUCUUCUCCGACCCCAUCCAAACCCUAAUUCCACUCAAGCAAAAGCUCGUCGACGCUUCCCCGACCCACCGGGUUAACUCUGCCGCCAUUUCCGAAUCACUCCAGAUCUCCAUUGACCAUGCACGCCUCGUCCUUGAUACCCUUGCUUCCGUUCUCCACUCCGAUUCCGACCCGCUCGUCAAUGCUACCCCGGACGAGAUUGACUCUGUUGGGGUGGAUGUCCUCGAUCUGGUUCUCUUCUUGUAUAUUCAGUCUUAUAAGAGGUUGCUUCCACGAUCGCAUAAAGACUCCGCUGCUGUUGCCGAUGUCUGGCCUUCAACUUCUGCUUUCGAUGGGUAUUUGUCUGCUCUUUCGCCGUUGCAGCUUGUGCGCAGCAACAGCCGUCGAUUCAUGCCAUCGCAGGCUGAUGAAGAAGCUCAUCAGUUAUCAUAUUUACAAAAGCACUUGGCCAACAUUCUCUCACUUUUGGCAGAUACUGUGGAGGGGGAAGGCGAGGAGUCUUUGGUUUUAUCUGUGGAAAGAUUUGAGCACCUUGGAUUUUUGGUUCAAUUUGGUGAUAAGGGAUCUGACGGAAUUCAGCUGAGUCAACAUGCUCCAUUUUUUGCUAAUUCAGAUCCUGAUAUGCCUGCUGUUCCUGUUUCGGCAGCUCAAGUGUUGGACUGGAUUCUGCGGAACAUUGCUUCUGCUUUAGAAAAUAUUUCAGAGAGAGCUUCUCUUAAAGAAAAUGGGCCAUCUGGUGCAUCUGACCAAGAUGUUGCUAUGGCUGAUGCAUCCACAAGUUCGGUGAACAAGACUUCCAGCAUGACUAGGGGUCCUAGUUAUAUUGAGGGAAUUUCUAAGUCCUCUCUUGUGAAGCAAGCAUCUGAUCUCAAGGGUUCUUCUGUGAAGGUGCUUAACUGCCAUGAGUCCGUCAUUUACAUAUUAGCACCUUUGAGAUAUGCCACAAUAUAUGGAUGUUCUGAUACUACUAUUGUUCUUGGAGCAGUUGGAAAGGCUGUAAGAGUAGAACACUGUGAGCGUGUUCAUUUAAUUACAGUUGCAAAAAGAGUCUGCAUUGCAAACUGUCGAGAGUGUUUGUUCUUUUUGGGGGUAAAUCAACGACCACUGAUUGUUGGUGAUAAUCAUAAGCUGCAGGUGGCACCAUAUAAUACAUUUUACUCUCAAUUAGGAGACCAUAUGACUGAAGUUGGCAUUCAGGCAGCUCUGAAUAGAUGGGAUGAACCACUCGCCCUUGGAGUGGUAGACCCACAUGAUUCAUUAUCUCAUCCUGCAGGUGUCUCUGAUGUACAAACUGAGACUGCUACAUGUCUGGACCCUGAUCAGUUCACAAAUUUUUUGCUCCCAGACUGGGUUUGUGGUGAAUUUUCCGGAUCUACUGACUGCAAUCCAUUCCCAUUACCAGAUGUUUACUUGGCAUCUCUUGAGAGAAAUAAAAGGAAUUUGGGGGAAGUAAAGCAAAUACUGAGAGAAACCCCACUUGAAGAGAACCGCAAGCGAGAACUAUCAUCUGCACUUCAUGUAUACUUCAAAGACUGGCUAUAUGGUUGUUGAAACCCAGAAUUGUCUGUAAAAUAUAUGUGGUGUUGACUGUUGACGGUCUGAUUGAUCAUGAAGCGAAGUGACCCGUUUCCUUGUCAAUAUCAUUCCCAUGAGAAGACUGAGUUGCCUAUUGCUUUGGAAAAAGCCUGAAA
Momordica charantia (bitter melon) is the source of this 1873-nucleotide messenger RNA. The record is from RefSeq and is a predicted model, not a curated record. NCBI's taxonomy places the organism in Eukaryota, Viridiplantae, Streptophyta, Magnoliopsida, Cucurbitales, Cucurbitaceae.